AAACAAACCGACUGGCUUACGAUCUCACGACGGCAUUGAUUCGGACGAGGCUCUAGAGAGAGACGGAGAAGCACGACCUUGACGAUAUCGUGGGAUUUCUGGUGCGAAACUCAGAAUCUGAAUUACUCAGCCAGCUACAGACAGCAAACACAAGCAUCAUGUCCUCUCCCUUUUCGAUCAACGGCGGCGCCUGCGUCGCCAUGGUCGGCAAGGACUGCGUCGCCAUCGCCUGCGACCUCCGCCUGGGCCUGCAGGCCCUCACCAUCUCCAACAACUUCCCCAAGAUCUUCCAGUACGGCGACGUCUUCCUCGGCCUGACGGGCCUGGCCACCGACGUCAGCACCGUCAGCGACCUCUUCCGCUACAAGGUCAACAUGUACCGCCUGCGCGAGGAGCGCGCCAUCGCCCCGCGCACCUUUGCCAACCUCGUCUCCUCCUCCCUCUACGAGCGCCGCUUCGGGCCCUACUUUGUCUCCCCCGUCGUCGCCGGCCUGGACCCCAAGACGGGCAAGCCCUUCAUCUGCGGCUUCGACAGCAUCGGCUGCAUUGACUUUGCAAAGGACUUUAUCGUGUCCGGCACGGCGUCGGAGCAGCUGUUUGGCAUGUGCGAAGGCUUGUGGGAGCCUGAUUUGGAGCCCGAUGCGUUGUUCGAGACCAUCUCACAAGCCCUCCUAAACGCGGUCGACCGUGAUGCCCUAUCUGGCUGGGGAGCCCAUGUGUACAUCAUCGAGAAGGACAAGGUCACCAAGAGAUUACUAAAGGGUAGACAGGACUAAGGUUGAUUACAAGCCACAUAUAGAGAUGGGGAUAUGACAUACGCCUGCGGUCUGCAAGUGACUGAAAAUGUGUAUGCUGUAUGAAUAGAGAGUUUGACUCGAAACGCCAGCGAGUCGAAUUACUAAUGCAUGCAAAAACAAGCAAAUGAAACAAGAGAAU
Molecule: messenger RNA, 936 nt
Organism: Trichoderma virens Gv29-8
Lineage: Eukaryota; Fungi; Ascomycota; Sordariomycetes; Hypocreales; Hypocreaceae
Exons: 4
Coding region: 159-776 (205 amino acids)
Biological process (GO): proteasome-mediated ubiquitin-dependent protein catabolic process
Cellular component (GO): proteasome core complex; proteasome core complex, beta-subunit complex
Source: RefSeq, a predicted model, not a curated record